GAGGGGUCAUUAUCGCGGGGUUCCCCAGGCGGGAUAGCCACCACACCGGAGCUCCUUGCUCCGCUCGCCUCCGAUGCGGCGCUGGCCUCCGCCUCGCCUGGUGCCCCGGCGCCCGGCGGAGCAGCGGGCGGGGGGCGGAGCGGCGCCUGCGCACCCCGGCGCCGCGGGAAGUUGGAAAGCGGCAGGCCGCGCCUGGGGGCUGGAGCCGAGACUCUGCCCGGGCAAGGGCGCGCUCGGCCCGGGCAUGGGCGCGGGGCCGGCAGAGGGCCUGGCACGGCGGCUGCGGGCAGCGCUGCGCGCAGAGGAGCCAAGCGCCGUGGAUGAGUUACUGCUUGGCGGCGCCGACCCCAACCUGGUGCUCCCCGAUGGUGUGGCGGCUGUGCACCUGGCAGCUGGCGCCCGCCGCCCACGGGGCCUGCGCUGCCUCGGGCUGCUGCUGCUCCGGGGAGGGGACCCCAAUGUUCGCUCAGCGGAGGCGCUGACGCCCCUGCACGUGGCGGCUGCCUGGGGCUGUCGCCGCGGCCUGGAGCUCCUGCUGAGCCGUGGAGGGGACCCCGAGUUGUGCGACCAGGAUGGACUGCGGCCGCUGGACCUGGCCGAGCAGCAGGGACACCAUGACUGCGCACGCGUCCUGCGGCACCUGCACACACAGACCCGCAGCCCCAGCGAGGCCAAGCCGGCCAGAUGCUUUGCUGGCGGUGCUGGCGAUGCAGUGACCUCGCGCCCCGCAGCCGGAGCCGACAGCGAUCCCCCUGCGCCCCCCAGCUCGCCCACCUCGUCCCAGGAGGCAGAGCCAGAUGGACGCCCCGCAUCCCCCCAGGAACCCCUGGAUGGCUGCUGCUCCGACACCUCUUUCGUCACUGCGGUGGAAAGCCUAGACCCUGAGGACUCGAGCCUGAGGCUGUCUCCCUGCACGGGCUCCCUGUCCGCCCUGCCGAGGGUCCCCAGCGUACUCCUGGAUGACCUGCACGGGAUGCAGGUCCACCUGCUGGAUACCCGGCUGCGGGCCCUGAGUGUGACCUCGCCGGCUGCUUCCUGUCCCGCCUCUAGCCACUCCCAGGGGACCCCAGGUGGCCCAUGCCCAGUUGAUGACUCCACCGACAAGGACCCAGCCAUUCUCUGGGGGACCGAGGACAAAGCCAGCCUCCCAGGUGGCCGGGACCCUGAGCUUUCGGACCUGGAGCUGCUGCGGAGACUGCGGGCACUGGGGGAGAACCCUGGCCCCAUCACGCCCUUCACCCGCAGGCACUACUUGCGGCGGCUGCAGCUGGCUGAAGCAGUUUCUGCGGGUUGUGACUUUACAGGGCGCAGCCCGGAACUGGCCGAGGCCCUGCGCACUGGCCGCAUCCCGGACGCACGGGUGGAUGAGGACACGCUCAUCCGGGAAUUCGCGCGGCCCGACCCCGGCCGCAGGUGGCGCGAGGGCGUGGCCAAGUCCAGCUUCACGUACCUGCUGCUGGACCCCAGGGAGACGCAGGACCUGCCGGCCCGUGCCGCCUCACUGAGCCCGGCCCAGCGCCUGCAGAGCUUCGUGGGUGCUGUCUUCUACGUGGGCAAGGGGACCCGAGCCCGGCCCAACGUCCACCUUUGGGAAGCGCUCGGCUACCACCGGGGCCGGCCAGGCAAAGCGGCCUGCCCUAAGGUGCGCUACAUCCUGGACAUCUGGGCCAGUGGUCGCGGCGUGGUCUCCCUGCACUGCUUUCAGCACGUGGUCGCCGUGGAGGCUUACACACGGGAGGCGUGUCUGGUGGACGCCCUAGGGAUCGAGACCCUCACCAACCAGAAACAAGGGCACUGCUAUGGAGUGGUGGCCAGCUGGCCGCCCGCUCAACGCCGGCGCUUGGGCGUGCACCUGCUGUACCGUGCCUUGCUCGUCUUCCUGGCUGAGGGGGAGAGAGAGCUGAGGCCCCAAGACAUCCAGGCUCGAGGCUGAAGUUGCCCAGAAAUGGGGCA
Molecule: messenger RNA, 1953 nt
Organism: Ochotona princeps (American pika)
Lineage: Eukaryota; Metazoa; Chordata; Mammalia; Lagomorpha; Ochotonidae
Gene: ANKLE1
Product: ankyrin repeat and LEM domain containing 1
Exons: 9
Coding region: 74-1933 (619 amino acids)
Molecular function (GO): endonuclease activity; protein binding
Source: RefSeq, a predicted model, not a curated record